CUUAGUCCUCGAUUCUCUACGCGUUUCAGAGUUAAGUCUUCUUCUCUAGAUCUCUGCCUUCCUCCGAUCCAUCGCUCUCCGCGUCGUUUUUCAUAGAAGAAAAUGGCGCAGCAAUCGUCGUUGAUAUACAGCUUCGUCGCUAGGGGCACAGUAAUCCUCGUGGAGUUCACCGAUUUCAAAGGUAACUUUACGUCCGUCGCUGCACAGUGCCUCCAGAAGCUUCCGUCCUCGAACAACAAGUUCACCUACAACUGCGAUGGCCACACCUUCAAUUACCUCGUCGAAAACGGAUUCACUUAUUGUGUUGUUGCAGUUGAUUCUGCUGGGAGGCAGAUUCCCAUGGCUUUUUUGGAACGGGUGAAGGAGGAUUUCAACAAGAGAUAUGGUGGUGGAAAGGCUGCUACUGCUCAGGCUAACAGCUUGAAUAAAGAGUUUGGGUCGAAACUGAAAGAGCACAUGCAGUAUUGUAUGGAUCAUCCUGAUGAGAUUAGCAAGCUUGCUAAGGUGAAAGCUCAGGUGUCUGAAGUUAAAGGUGUCAUGAUGGAAAACAUUGAAAAGGUUCUUGACCGUGGUGAGAAAAUUGAACUUUUGGUGGACAAAACUGAAAACCUUCGCUCACAGGCGCAAGAUUUCAGGACACAAGGAACACAGAUGAGAAGAAAGAUGUGGUUUCAGAACAUGAAGAUAAAGCUCAUUGUUCUAGCAAUCAUCAUUGCCUUGAUCCUCAUCAUCGUCCUCUCAGUCUGCGGUGGCUUCAACUGUGGCAAAUAAGUCUGGGAACAUUUCUUCCUCCUAGUGAUUUUCCGUCAACAUCCUCAGUCACUUCGUUGUGCUGCUUUCGCUCUUUUUUGUGGUUUCUAAAUUCUCUCAUGCUAUCUUUAUCUGCUUAGAUUGUACGUCUUUGAAAUUGGUUUUGUAUAGGCCAUAUAUAUGUAUGAAUGUUCGACAUUUUGCCAACAUUUGCUAUUAUUGGUGGUAUCAACACGGAUUCUUGCGAACCAUUAUGCUGACCU
This is a messenger RNA of Brassica rapa (field mustard), 1013 nucleotides long. Its product is annotated as vesicle-associated membrane protein 722. The record is from RefSeq and is a predicted model, not a curated record. Gene Ontology annotation, cellular component: membrane. NCBI's taxonomy places the organism in Eukaryota, Viridiplantae, Streptophyta, Magnoliopsida, Brassicales, Brassicaceae. Gene Ontology annotation, biological process: vesicle-mediated transport.